AUGUCUUUCGCCAAGUACAUCGUCCCUGCGCUCGCUGUCGCCCAGGGUGCUAUCGCUGCUUCCUGCGGUGACACCACCAUCUCCAGCCAGACUGAUGCCGACACCCUCGCCGCCGACUGCACCACUGUCAAGGGUGAUGUGACCAUCUCCUCUUCCUACUCCCAGGGCCUUGACCUCGGUAGCAUUGAGAAGAUCACUGGUACCCUGACUUGCUCCGACGCUCCCAACAUCACCAGCAUCACUGCUGGCUCCCUCGCCUCCAUCGGCGGCAACUUCACCCUGGAUGGCCUCACCACCCUCAGCUCCCUGAGCAUGGCUGAGUUGACCUCCAUUGGCAGCAUUGCUUGGCAGGCACUCCCCGCCUUGUACUCUCUGGACUUCACCACCGGUGUCUCCACUGUCGGCGAUCUCAACAUCUUGAACACCGCUUUGACCACCCUGGACGGUAUCUCUCUGGACACCGUCGGACAGUUCCAGAUUGAGGACAACACUGGCUUGAAGACUUGCAACAUCAGCUCUCUCAAGAACGCCACUGGCCUGAUCAGCUUCGCCGGUAACCUCGACACCCUCGAGGUUGACCUUGCCAGCCUUGAGGGCGGUACCUCCAUGACUUUCCGUAACAUCAGCAGCAUCAACAUCCCCUCCCUGGAGAAGUUGACCGGUCAGCUUGGAUUCUGGGGCACUGACUUCGACACUUUCUCUGCCCCCAAGCUCACCACCUCCGGUGACCUUGUCUUCACUGACAACUCCAAGCUGAACAACAUCAGCGCUCCCGUCCUGAAGACCGUCGACGGUGGUUUCACCGUUACCCGCAACGACGAGCUCCAAGUUAUUGACUUGCCCGACCUCGAGACCGUUGCUGGUGCCAUUGACUUCACCGGAAACUUCUACGAGGUUGAGUUCGGUUCCCUCGAGCGUGUUGCCGGUGCUUUCUACCUCGAGUCUUCCAACGGUACCUUCAGCUGCUCCAAGCUCAAGGCUGCCUACAAGGCCACCUCCAUUGUCAAGGGUAACUGGAAGUGCGACGCCACUGGCUACAACACUACCACCUCCAGCGAUAGCGGCAGCUCCACCAGCUCCAGCUCCAGCUCUUCCAGCACCAGCUCCGGCGCUGCCAUUGCCAACUCUGUUGCCGCCCCCGUCGCCGGUGCCGCUGCUUUGUUCUACGCUCUCGCUCAGCUCAUCUAA
This is a messenger RNA of Penicillium pulvis, 1188 nucleotides long. RefSeq names its product GPI-anchored protein Ecm33 (gene ecm33). The transcript is spliced from 3 exons. Lineage: Eukaryota; Fungi; Ascomycota; Eurotiomycetes; Eurotiales; Aspergillaceae. The coding region runs from base 1 to 1188 and encodes 395 amino acids. Gene Ontology annotation, biological process: fungal-type cell wall organization. The record is from RefSeq and is a predicted model, not a curated record. Gene Ontology annotation, cellular component: fungal-type cell wall; plasma membrane.